This is a messenger RNA of Oreochromis niloticus (Nile tilapia), 5725 nucleotides long. It is a transcript of the gene slc24a4b, whose product is annotated as solute carrier family 24 member 4b. Gene Ontology annotation, biological process: intracellular calcium ion homeostasis; calcium ion transmembrane transport. The record is from RefSeq and is a predicted model, not a curated record. The coding region runs from base 809 to 2587 and encodes 592 amino acids. Gene Ontology annotation, molecular function: calcium channel activity; calcium, potassium:sodium antiporter activity. Lineage: Eukaryota; Metazoa; Chordata; Actinopteri; Cichliformes; Cichlidae. The transcript is spliced from 17 exons. Gene Ontology annotation, cellular component: plasma membrane.
GGAGUCCCGUGUGAUAAAUCAGCAGCUCGCCGUUGUUUCUAAAGUGGACAGUGAAGAGAAAGAAGGAGGAGGAUAUUUUCCCCCCCACUGGCUGUUUACACAUGCAGUACUCAGGAAAGUUAAAGGAGCCCAGUUUCAAUGUAGGGGAUGAAGGGCACAGAGUAGGAGGGAAGCUGAUGGUCCUCUCUCAUUAUCAGCACGGUUUUCCUGCACUGAGGAGGACUUCAUGCGGAGGGGGAGGCGCCCAAGCGAGGCGAGCGGCACGACUGCUGCCUGAAUUUAACAAUUAACCUUGAUGAACACGGAUUGCUUUCACUUAACAGGCGCAGGUGCGUGUGAUUUGCAAAACGGCGCAGCUGAGCGAUUCCACGUUUGUGACUGAACACUGACGCAUUUUAUGCUAAACACAGAAACUACAGGCUGCCACGGAUAGAUAAUAGCAAUUGCAGCUGAUUUUUUUUUUCUCUCUCCACGGGACAGGAUGCAGGUUGCAAUAGGAACCCAACCGACACACGUUCUUUAGCAGAAUCCGAAUUCAGGGGCGCCACUGAACUGAUUUGGAGACCUAUCGGAAUUUGACCGCCUUGUCAUUGCCCAGUCACCAGUCCCGGGCAGCUGAACGGCAUCAUCUCAGCAUCGGAGACAAGAAGGGGGGGAAAAACUGUCCGCUUUACUACUCUCCAUCUGCGCACUGGACGGCUUGAAAUGAGGGUCACAUCCCGGUUGUGUUCCGUGUGAAGAGGCAAGCGAGGUGGCAGUUUCUUCGGCUCAAGGACGCAAAAAGUGGCCGCCGGCCGAGGUGCGAAGCAUGGAGCAGCACGACACUGACACCGCGACCCCCUCAAAAAAGACAAUAAUUGCGAAGAUAUUUAAAGUUCGCAAGAGGAGGGAGAUGUUAUUCGUGCAGGUCUGCUUUAUCUGCAGUGUCCUGUUCGUAGCGUGGAGCAUGUCGGCACUAUUGACCAAGACAGGCCAUGGGAUGAUUGUGGAGGGACAUCCCGACCAUGAAAUCUGGGGGAGACGGCUAAUGGCUUCAGUACCAGAAAAUGAAACUGAGGAGAAGAACUGUUCAGCGCCAGCAAUACACGAGUUCCCCGACGACUUUUUCACCAACGAUGAACGGAAGAGUGGAGCCAUUAUGCUGCACAUUGUGGCGGCUCUUUACAUGUUUCUGGCGCUUGCUAUAACAUGUGAUGAAUACUUUGUGACAUCACUGGAGAAGAUCUGUGAGAAACUAGAUCUAAGUGAAGAUGUCGCAGGAGCCACCUUCAUGGCAGCUGGCAGUUCUGCACCAGAGCUUUUUGCAUCUGUCAUCGGUGUCUUCAUCACCCACGGUGAUGUGGGGGUGGGGACCAUCGUUGGCUCAGCAGUCUUCAACAUCCUAUGCAUCAUUGGUGUCUGCGGGAUCUUUGCUGGACAGGUGGUGAUGCUGACCUGGUGGGCUGUUUUCAGGGAUUCCUUCUAUUACAUCCUGGCUGUUGUGGCUCUGAUUGCAUUCAUCUAUGAUGAGAAGAUAGUUUGGUGGGAGAGUUUGGUGCUGGUGCUCAUGUAUGCAGGAUACAUCCUCGUCAUGAAAUUCAACUCCAGCAUGCAGAAGUUUUUCAUGGGAAAGUCAAACAAAAAAAAUGUGGCAAAUGGCAACGCGGCAGCCAGCAGUGAGAUGGAGGACGUCAAGCCUAGCAAAGCUUACAGCCGUGGCUCUGUGGUGAUGGUGGAUGAGAUCAUGAAUGCAAGCCCUUCAAAGUUCAGGUUCCCAGAGGCUGGCCUCCGUGUCAUGGUGACCAGCCAUUUUGGACCCAAGACCCGCCUGCGCAUGGCCAGUCGCCUCAUCAUUACAGAGAAGUUGAUGCAAGCUGCCAAUGGUGUGGAGACGCAAGUGAUCGACGGGAAGGUUGAAAUCGAGAAUGGAAACGUGCCAGAGGACAAACCCAGCGAGGUGGAGGAAAAUGACACCAUCUCACCUUUUCAUAUUCCAAGGGGUAUAGGCAGUAAGUUGAAGUGGCUGAUGUCGUGGCCUCUGCUCCUGCUGCUGUUCUUUACCGUCCCAAACUGUGCCAAGCCUCGCUGGGAGAAAUACUUCAUGCUCUCUUUCAUCCUGUCUACUGUCUGGAUUGCAGUCUUCUCCUACUUUAUGGUCUGGAUGGUGACCAUAAUCGGCUACACUUUGGGAAUUCCUGAUGUUAUCAUGGGCAUUACUUUCUUGGCGGCAGGAACCAGCGUCCCAGACUGCAUAGCUAGUCUCAUCGUGGCUCGGCAAGGUUUGGGAGACAUGGCAGUGUCCAAUACCAUUGGCAGUAAUGUCUUUGAUAUUCUAGUGGGACUUGGGGUUCCCUGGGCGAUGCAGACCAUGUGUGUUAGCUAUGGAUCAGUGGUGAUGAUUAACAGUCGGGGGCUGCUUUACUCGGUGGUGCUUCUCCUGGGCUCUGUGGCCCUCACGGUGCUGGGGAUACACUUGAACAAGUGGCGGCUGGAUUUGAAGCUGGGCGUGUACGUCCUCGUCCUGUAUGCCGUUUUCCUCUGCUUCUCUAUCAUGAUAGAAUACAACGUCUUCACUUUUGUCAACCUUCCCAUGUGUAUGGAGGAGUAGAGCACAGCAGCAUGCCUCGAAUACCAAAACCUCAAGGCUCCCAUAGCAACCCUCAAUUUUCUUUUCUACAAUAACACGGACCUAUCACAGACUGUUCUCCUCCUCCUUUGCACUCUCUUCUUUGUAAACCUUUUGUCCCAAAUAUGAAUCUAAUUUACUUACGAGGCAGUAAGCUGUAAGAAUGGACGCCAUUCUACGUCUCGAAUUUGUCUCCUUGUCACACAGUGCCGGUCCUUAAUGCCCGUUAUUUGGGGCAUUGCCUGUUACUGCAGUAAAGUAUUUAGUUCCUCUGUGCGCCUGCUAUCUUUCUACCCAUCUAGCAUGCCUUUAGAUGUUGGGGACCUCCAGAAAUCAUAAGUGCCCCUGUUAAUUGUUGGUGUGUUUUCAAUGUUCACGUUGUAGAGAUUCACACACCAUUUCCAAAGCCUUUCCACAAACCAAAAGAGUCUGUCAAGGAAAAAAGGAAAAAUAAUUAACAAACCACAAACCUUGAUCCCAAUCUAAACCCUCACAGAGAGAGGGAGAGUUUUCCUUGAAGUCAUUCCUAAAGAUUUACCAAUUACCCAAGAACCCAAAGACUCACUUGCUCUUCAGCUUUCUGGAGGAGGGUCUUGUCCUUGGCAGCUCCCCUCCUCCAGCUUGGACCUGACUCUCCUGGCAUGGCCUUUGGCAUGAGGGAGCAGUUACUGUUAGUGCUUCACUUCACUCACUCGCCAUGUGCAACUCCCCAACCCUCUUCUGCUUGAUCAAAUCUUUGUUUUCUUAAAAAAAAAAAAGACCUUUUUGUCUGGACACUUUGUGUCAAGUUGUAUCGCAGUCCAGAUCCGAUGACUGUGAGAGGUGUUAUGCAUAUGCAGCACUGCACAAUGUAAAUUUGUAAACACUUUUUUUGUAUUUUUUUCAAGACAACGUUUUGUCUAGUAUGAAAUAUGGAAGAGAGCUUGUUGCAAAUAUUGGACAUUGCCUGUUUUUCACUGAAACAAAUUGCACAUGGAAAUGCUUUUUGUUGCUUUCUGCUGUAAGGAGAUUUGACCACUCAGAGGUACUGGCUGGCAGUGGCGACUCCACUCCAGCUUUAUUUUUGUUUAGCGACGCGUCAUUCAACUUUUCCCUCCGCACAAGUUCAGAAAGAAAAACAGACGACUGGCUCCACAUCUGUGUGAUGCAUCCGAUCUUUCUCAUCAGGAGGCGUUCUCAUUUUGAGACUGCAUCCGCAUGAUGAUAUUUGUUCCAAAAAAAACAAAAAAUGCACAGAAACCAGAUGGUUCUCAACACUGUCUGCUAUAUCACCUUCUGGCCAGUAGGGACUACUGCAGCUCCUCUACCCAGGGCAGAGGGGGGCAACCACAGCUGUCAGUUAUCAGGGAAACACAGAGGUGGAGAUGGUGAUGGUCUCUUGAUUUUGAGUUACAUGUAGAUACUGCACUUUAACAGCCGUCCUCUCAUUCUGAAUCAACUAGUGCUUCCUUAUGUGCGUGUGUAUUUUCAGUGUAUAAGUGUCCGUGUGACUGUGUGUGUGUGUGUGCCAGAGAACAUUGAGUGCAUGUGUGUGGGCCCACGCUACGUUUCUCACACCGGACUCUAAAACAGACCGGGACCUCGUUAACAACAUGAGCACACCUGUCUGCAGUGCAUGCUGGGACAUCUAAAGCAGCUCCUCCACAGCACAGCGAAAGGCUGGGGGCCUCUGGGUGUCUCAACGGACGCCGCCCUGCCCACUUUUACAAAAAACGGCAGCUACGAGCCACACUGCAAUCCAGACAUUUUGACAUCAUGCAAAAAUGCCUGUGAGGAGUCCGCAAGUGAGGCGCAGAGACUUAAAAACUAUGUUCGUGGAGAGUGUUAAGUGUUGAAAAUAUCCCUCUGCCCCAUUGUUGGCAGCAGGCACUUGUAUAUGCAAUCUCAAUGUAAAGAAUUUUUGUGACAGAAGGACCCCCUCCCCCCUGCAAGAAUGCCAUAUAAGGAUGGAGGGGGGGAACCUUGAAGAUGUGAUGUCAGUUUGUCUACUAGUACUUGGUGUGAGCUCACAAGUGUGUUUGUGACAGCUGAGGAACUCAAAGGAUGGAAGUGUCUGGAGCAGUGGCUUUGUGGGUAGUCUGGUGUCUCUUCUUACACACAAUCCUUUGUCGUCUUUCUCCACUCGCAUUAACUCUCUGGCAACCCUGGCUCGAGGAGGUCAGGGGCAGCAGCGAACACAGGAUGGUGGCAUGAAUGGCUUUUCUCAGUGUUUUUUUUUCUUUUUUUUUUUUUUCUUCUCCUUCCUUUUCUUUUCAAAAUUCCAGAGUGAGAGCAGGCUUUAAAGGAUUUUUUUUUUCUCUCUCAAAAAAGAAGUCAAACCCACCCCAAAAGCUGCUAGUCUGUCAGGGUUCAAUGACUGUGGAUCAGCUGGAGGUGGUGACCACACAGGGAGUUCGCCAGUCACCUACCUUACAACAAUCCUCUGACCCUCCCAACAUUUUUAGUGGCAACUCUGUACAUAUAUACAUAGCCGCUGUUUUCUUUUUUUUUUAAUUUAGAUUUUUUAUGCUUUCUUUGAAGAAGGCAUGUUUGUACUGUACUUGAGUUGAUUCAGAAUGUGCAGUAUUUAACUUUUUCUUUUUUUUUCUGUGUAUAGUUGCUGUGGUCUUUGCCCACUUAAGUGGUAAGGACACACCAGGGUUAAACACUGCUCAUCUGUUUGUUGGACACAGCGUCCAUUCUCCUUAGUUUCUGAUCUUUUCUUUUUUCUUUUUUUUCUUUUUUUAAAAUGGAAGAAGGGGGGAGGGGCGAAAGUAGACUUCAGAGGCCAUAUUUGUUGUAGCUUUGCGAAAAUCCAGAUUGUAUGGAAAUCCUGUGUAGGGAAAAAUAAGUGCACAAACUUUCAGGCACACACUUAACAGACUGAGACAACUGGUGUGUAUUUGACUGAAUGCGACCUGAUGCACUGUGAGCUCAAUGUGACGUGGGAGUUGUUUGUCAAGAGUAAUAAUGAUUAAAAAUAUAUUUAAUGUAAAGUUAGUUACUACAAAACAUUACUGAGGACAUCUGUAUAACUUAUAUGAAUGUAUUGUCUUGCUAUACUGGACAUAUCCAAUCAAUGCAUUUUACUGUAAAGCAAUAAUGUGAGGAAAAAAAUAAAAUGGCAAAAUAAUUCCUGUA